CCAGAGGAGACCGUCCAAUUGCCAAGCAACCCACUGCUAGCCAAUCAGGGAGCUCGGAGGUGAUGUCAUGGCGAGAGCCCAGCAGUGGUGCUGAUGUUGAGAGAAGCCCAGGGUACCACUAAUUGAGGGAGUGAGAAGAGAGCAGCUCUCUUCGGAAACCGGACUGCAGGGUUGGGAUCGUGUUCUGAGCUGGCAAUAGACAUUUGCUGUGACUUUCAGUCAAUCCAAUCACCAGAUUCCAGCCACCAUGACCCUCGCAGCCUACAAGGAGAAGAUGAAGGAGCUCCCGCUGGUGUCUCUGUUCUGCUCCUGCUUCCUGUCUGAUUCCCUGAAUAAAUCAUCCUACAAAUAUGAAGGCUGGUGUGGGAGACAGUGUAGGAGGAAAGGUCAAAGCCAGCGGAAAGGCAGUGCUGACUGGAGAGAAAGAAGAGAACAGGCAGAUACCGUGGACCUGAACUGGUGUGUCAUCUCUGACAUGGAAGUCAUUGAGCUGAACAAGUGCACCUCGGGCCAGUCCUUUGAAGUCAUCCUGAAGCCGCCGUCCUUCGACGGGGUGCCGGAAUUUAACGCCUCCCUCCCCCGACGGCGAGACCCGUCGCUAGAAGAGAUUCAGAAGAAGCUAGAAGCAGCAGAGGAGCGAAGGAAGUACCAGGAAGCCGAGCUCCUGAAGCACCUAGCGGAGAAACGGGAGCACGAGCGAGAGGUGAUCCAGAAAGCCAUUGAGGAAAACAACAACUUCAUCAAGAUGGCAAAAGAGAAGCUGGCCCAGAAAAUGGAAUCCAACAAGGAGAACCGGGAGGCUCACCUGGCCGCCAUGUUGGAGCGGCUGCAAGAGAAGGAGCCGCCUGCUGCGCGGUGACUCCCGGGACCGAUCGGUGGCCUCGUCCCAUGGACAAGCACGCAGAGGAGGUGCGGAAGAACAAGGAGCUGAAGGAAGAGGCCUCAAGGUAAAGCCCAGAGGCCAAGGAAGCUUCCAGGACAGCCGGACGGCUCCCACAGCAACCUGGUUCCAGCAGCCUUGACUGCUGGCUGCUCUCCCAGCACUGGGGUUUGGGGGGAGGGGGGGUGGCCAAGGGGCGUUUCCUCUGCUUUUGGUGUUUGUAUAUGUAAAGAUUGACCAGUGAAGCCAUCCUAUUUGUUUCUGGGGAACAAUGACGGGGUGGGAGAGGGGACAGAAGGAGAGAGUGUUGAAAAGGAGGUAGAGAUGAGCCCAUGGACAUUGUGACACUGUCCACUGACUGAAGACUUGGGCCAAGGCCCCCGCUUUUCAUGGCUCUGCCUGGACACCGGCCUCCAGGUUCUGAGUGGAGAGAAGAUGAGAACCGAGGCAGAAGUUCAGAGUGAAGGGCAGAGUCCUGGUGGGGUAAUGGCUGCAGGGCCAGCAGGACAAGCCCAUCUGGAUGGAGUGAGACCUGCCCUUCAGUGGGUGGUAUAAGGUCUGUGUGUGUGUGUUAAUUGUCAUCUUUUGAUCAUCAUGACCAAUGAAACAUUUA
Messenger RNA from Myodes glareolus (Bank vole), 1493 nucleotides. RefSeq names its product stathmin 4 (gene Stmn4). Gene Ontology annotation, molecular function: tubulin binding. Gene Ontology annotation, biological process: microtubule depolymerization; neuron projection development; regulation of microtubule polymerization or depolymerization. Lineage: Eukaryota; Metazoa; Chordata; Mammalia; Rodentia; Cricetidae. Gene Ontology annotation, cellular component: neuron projection; cytoplasm. The record is from RefSeq and is a predicted model, not a curated record.